Molecule: messenger RNA, 1816 nt
Organism: Danio rerio (zebrafish)
Lineage: Eukaryota; Metazoa; Chordata; Actinopteri; Cypriniformes; Danionidae
Source: RefSeq, a predicted model, not a curated record
UGUUUUAUUAGCCCGUUUAACCAAAUUUCAACAUUAUUCGACCAGAUCAGGGAGGGAAAACUUAAUCUGUCCCAUAUGUUUCAUUUCGACCCAAUGCCGAUUUACUCGUCCAAACAAGUAUUUAAUUCAUGUUCUGUUCUGACGGUGAGGCUGCCUGUCUAGUUUUAUCUGCGUGACCAUUUUGAAAAGUUGUCGAUUUUAAGUGAAAGUACUGAAGGCAUUUCGCGUUAAGCCAUUGUCAACAUGUACAGUUUGCUGCCGCGCCUGUGGAUCCUCCUCCUCCUCCUGCGUGAAAUGUCCCAAUGGUUUCAUUUCCAUAGGUGCUUUUGACUGGGUUAAGUCAUAUUUAUUCGUGAUUUGGGUGCGGUUUUUUGGAGUAGCGACUGAAAGGCCAUUCGAUAGAGUUGACUGUUGUGGCGAGCGGGAAAUUUAUUUAUUUAUUUAUCCUUUCAGGGGUUUCUCGACGCCGCGGGGCUUCAACCUUUACAACAUGCUUCAGUGCGUCUUGGGACUUUUCUCCGCGGUAACACUGCUUGUGACUGUCAAAGGUACAAAUGCUGAAUGUCCUCUUCAAAUCAACCCACCUAAACUUGUUGUGAGGUUUAAUAGCUCGGCUUCAGCAAACUGCAACACUUCUGUCACACAUGAUGGGAUGGGAUGGGAAGCCACUGUGGGAGGAGUGCCCCUGUCCAAAGCUAAUCUGAUCACAUGGAGAGUGUCACAGCUGACAGACUGGAAGAUAGAGCCACCAUUCUGCUACAUAAACUAUGGCAAACAGUGUGAAGUACCUCUCCCAGUCACUAUUUACAAGACUCCAGACAGUGUUUCCAUCAGCACUGUGAAUCAAAUAAUGACAGAGGGAAACCAGUAUGAGCUCCAGUGUGACAUUCAUAAUGUGGCUCCUGCUCAGAAUCUCACCAUCAACUGGUACAAAGGAGAAACUCUGGUGAAUCAAACCAACUUCACUGACAACACCAAGAGUCCAGUCAAUAAAAUAAUUAGACUCCUGAUCCAUCCAGACAGAGCUGAUGAUGGAGCUCAGUACAGAUGUGAAACAGAGCUGAACCUGGGAGUAGAAGGACCUCAACCUCCUCCCAAAAACACAUCAAAACCUCUCAGCAUUGAUGUUCACUAUAAACCACAACACUCCAGUUCAGCAGAGAACAUCAGUCAGAGCGAUACUGUCUAUUUAAACUGUACAGUGAAGGCAAACCCGGCUGCUGUGUACACAUGGCACUCAGAGCAUCUGAAAGAGAAGAUCAGCUCCCCAGUGAUCCAGUCCUCCCCACUCAGUCCAGGAAAAUACACCUGCACCGCCACAAACGAUCUGGGAGCAAGCAGCAAAGUGUUCAUCGUCAGUUCUGCAGGAAGGACCACAUUCUGGGCCAUUGUUAUCGCUGGCGUCGUGUUGGCAGUCCUGUUAAUCGUUUCCUAUGUAAUAUUCAAGAUUAAAAGUCCUCCAAACACUAUCAUUUAAUGAACUUGCAAGAGAUGACCUCAAAGCAGGAACAACUCCUCAGGGAGAUCAUGAAAAACUUGACUAUUCUUGGUUUGUUUUUAAAUAACAGAUGUGAUUGUGCAUGGCUUGAGAUGCUUCAAGUAGAAAGCAGUUGUAUUCUUUGCUUUAAAUUAGGCUUUUUUAUGCGUUCAAUGAAUGUUAAUGUGCUGACAGGUCAAAUUAAACUAUUAUUGAGCCUCUACACCAGGGGUCACCAAUCUCGGGCCUGGAGGGCCGGUGUCCCUGCAGGUUUUAGCUCUAACUUGCCUCAGUGGGUGUUUCAAGUAUAUCUAGUAAGACCUUGAUGAGCUUGUUCAG